GAUAAUUUUUUUUUUUUGGGCAACACUUAAAACCCUAAGUAAAGGCGAAAAACCUUGAGAAAAAUCCAAUUUCUUGAAACCGCCAUGGUUUUCGCUUGGUGCAUUCGCAGGUCAGCUUCUAGUUUAGCUUUCGUGUGUGCUCGUGUGGCUCGAGCUCAGGCCGUCUCUGUCUUCGUCAAUCGCUCGUCUCUCGUUGUUCCCAAGCCAUCUUCUCUGCUGCGUCCUUUCGUAUCUCGUGGCUUUCUCUAUUCGACGGCCACUGAGCGGUUAAAGUCCGAUCAGACGCUUCUCCAAGUGAUUGACUCCGAGAUCAACGAAGCUUUCGAAGCCGAUGAUCACGAUGUGGAUGAAGGGACAACAGCCUCUGGUGAAUUUCCUUUCAAAAUCGAAGAUAAACCUGGACACCGGAGUGUAACAUUGACUAGAGAGUACAACGGAGAGCAGAUUAGAGUAGAAGUAAGCAUGCCUGGUCUUGCCAUGGAUGAAAAUGAGGAUGAUAUGGAUGACAAUGAAGAUGGAGAUGUUCGUAAUGAGAAAUCGAAUGAUACAAGCAUUCCACUAGUUGUCACAGUGACCAAGAAGAGUGGACUCAGCUUAGAGUUUAGCUGCACAGCUUUCCCCGAUGAGAUUGUCAUUGAUGGUUUGUCUGUGAACCAUCCAGAGAAUUCUUCUGAAGAGCAAUUGGCAUAUGAUGGGCCUGAUUUUCAAGAGUUGGAUGAGAAUAUGCGCAAGUCGUUUCACAAGUUUCUCGAGACCAGAGGAAUAAAAGCAAGCGCAACGGAUUUCAUGUAUGAGUACAUGAUGAAGAAAGAUAGCAGAGAGUACUUGCUAUGGUUGAAGAAUCUCAAGAACUUUAUCCAAGAAUGAAGACAUUCUAAGAAUAGUAGUCUUUAUUGUUGCAGGUUUUAUUGUAUUGACUUCUAAGUUCACAUGGUCUUUUAGAAUGUGAAAUUCGAAUUCAAAUCUUUU
This is a messenger RNA of Eutrema salsugineum, 969 nucleotides long. RefSeq lists its product as uncharacterized. The record is from RefSeq and is a predicted model, not a curated record. The transcript is spliced from 3 exons. Bases 85 to 867 code for a protein of 260 amino acids. Gene Ontology annotation, cellular component: mitochondrial matrix. Lineage: Eukaryota; Viridiplantae; Streptophyta; Magnoliopsida; Brassicales; Brassicaceae.